This is a messenger RNA of Coffea eugenioides, 905 nucleotides long. RefSeq lists its product as uncharacterized. The transcript has 5 exons. The record is from RefSeq and is a predicted model, not a curated record. Bases 115 to 753 code for a protein of 212 amino acids. Lineage: Eukaryota; Viridiplantae; Streptophyta; Magnoliopsida; Gentianales; Rubiaceae.
CAAUCAAGGAAUCCAAACUUGCAUCAAGAUUUUUGCAUAGGUCUUCUUCAAGUCGACAUAUUUUACGGUUCAAAUAAUAUACUACUGCAGAACCUGCUGAACAAAGGUUGAGAAAUGAGUACAUCCAUCCUUUUGUGUAGUUCCACUCCAACUGGCCUUCGUAGGAGUGGAGGUUUCACACUGAAUCGCCCUUUGGACUUGGCUAUCUUAGCUCAGAAAAGGUCCCUCUUUUUUGCGGGUUGCCAGAGCUUGAUUCAUCCAAGCCAUGGAGUGCAAAUAAUGAACAAGAGCAACAGGAAAUUCGCAGUAUUCAACAGUGUUCAACCUUCAGGACCCCCUUCUUCAGGUUCCUGGAAUGGAUGGAUUCUGGGGGCAGUUUUAACAUUCGUUUUGCCCUUCUUGACUAACAAAUGGGGGCCAUUGUUGAAAAUCAAAAAUGAAUUUGAGACUGCAGUACAGACGGUGGAGAACGUAGUGGACGCUGUAGAAAAGGUGGCGGAGCAAGUGGAAAAGGUGGCGGAAGAUAUAGCCGAAGGCCUUCCAGCUGGAAAACUUAAAAAUGCUGUUACCUUCAUUGAAAAUGUAGCUGAUCAGAUUGAUGAUACAGCAGAAGUGGUUGGUGAUGCCAUUGAUAAGGUUCAAGAAGUUGAAGAACAGGUGGAAUCAGCUGUUGAAUCAGCCCUUGAUGGAGAAAAAGAAGCCAUCCCUGAUGAAGCAAAGGAGCCUGCCAAAGAAGUGAAAGCUGAGACUUGAACACUUAGAAAGAAAUGACACAUGCACCAAAUUAAUUAAUUAAUUAGCCUGUAAAUGUUGACGGAAAUAAUUCAUGAAUUACUAUCAAAAUUUGUUUAUUGUUUGCAACAGGGGUUUUCGUCCUUGUUAACCCUAUUGAUUAUGCACAUUUU